AGAGGGACUGAAGCCAACUGAGAAUAUGUGUGGGGGGAAAUAAUGUAUGAGUCUAGGCUGACCUGCAAGUGUUUUUCUCUAAAGCAAUUGUUCUUGGUUGUCAGGUUGUGUUGGUUGGCUGGAGCCUGGGCAGAUGAUCUCCUGGGAGGAGAACUGCUGGGAACUGCCCAACACAACUGUGGGACAGGUCUGAAAUAAGGAAGGUUGUACUGAGCUAUGUCAAAAAAUGUCUUUUCUGGAGAAGGCAUGUUACUGGCAUCACUCCUGUAACCUCCCACACCCCCCUUUUCUUACUCUUCCUCCAGUCAUCCCCUGUGUGGUAUCUCAGUGGAGCGCCUGGAGUGGCUGUGCAGAGCCUUGCAAGACAACGUAUCGUGUCCGGACGAGGCACAUUGUCCAGGAGCCCAGGAAUGGGGCAGAGGCAUGUCCUGCUCUGGAGGAGAGGGCUGGCUGUGUGGAGUACUGGACUCAGCAAGGAACAGAGUGCAAACAGUCCCUGAUCCCUGCAUUAAUAACUACGGGAGGGUUUGGAAAAGCGAGGAAGAAAAGAGCUGCAGCUGAUGGCAAGGAAAGAGCAGGGUACUGUGUUGAGUUCCAGCUGGUGGCCAUCACGCCGGGCUGCCUGCACAGCCACCACUCGUACACCCGCUGGAUGCGCUACCUCAGGGAGGGCCACACGGUCUGUGUGGAGUGUCAGCACCCGGCCCUGGACUCCAGGAGUCAGCAUUGCUCCGGGGAUGGCACUGGGAGCACAAAGAAUCAGCUGUUGCAGUGGCAGGCGGUGGGGAACCCUCGAUGCAAGGGAACCUGGAGGAGAAUUCGCCAGCUGGACACUUGCUCCUGCCCUUCUGUUCACAGCUUCUUGUUCAUCUGACUUCCCCAGGCAGCCCCAGUGCACCAGGGCUGUGGUGCCUCCUCUGGCAGCAGCGGGAGCCCCAGGCAAAGCAGCGACUGCUCAGUGUCAGAGGGGGCACCCGGAGUCCUCUGUCUGUCUGUGCUCCUCGAUUUCCAAAGAAAUCAGGCUGGCUGGGAAGUGCCAGUCUCUUUCUUCCCUGAGAGAGACAUGUCUGACCCUGAUGACUUCUUGCAAAUCCCUCCUUUCUUGAGAGGAUAGAGAAUUUACCAAGUAACAAAUACGACAAUAAAGGCCGUAAGAACCCA
This is a messenger RNA of Manacus vitellinus (golden-collared manakin), 1161 nucleotides long. RefSeq names its product somatomedin-B and thrombospondin type-1 domain-containing protein-like. The record is from RefSeq and is a predicted model, not a curated record. Lineage: Eukaryota; Metazoa; Chordata; Aves; Passeriformes; Pipridae. The transcript has 4 exons. Bases 227 to 874 code for a protein of 215 amino acids.